UGCGUAGAAAGACAAGUCCCGUCGACUUUGUGUACAAUUCCACAAUCGAUAAUUAGACAAAGUCACUGAUACCAAGCUAAAGAUUCGCCAUGGAUUCCACGUGUGGUAAACUGUUUAUGUCAAUUAUCGUUCUACCGUUUGCAGCCGGACAUGUUCGGAGACGACGGAAUGGACAGCAGUAUCAUGACUGUAGCAUCUCGUCCCGUGUCCUGCUGAUGAUCAUCGCUACAACGGUGUUAGUUUUCACUUCCAGCCCUAAUAUAUUAACACAUGCAGGAAUUCGACGGGGGAUGGUUAUGUUUCUACUGACAGUGAUCAUGGUCUGUACAAUGUUAGGCAUAUUGAGCUUAGCAUUUUCGGUACAGAGACAUGGUCUCCUUUCUGUGGUUGCUGCCAGAAGAAAUACGAGCACCAUGAAGCUUCAGAUGAUAUUUCUGUGGGUUUUCGGCUUAGCAUCGGGAUUUUAUUGUGCUUUUUUCCUCGCCAAGCAACUGGAAUGUUUUUCAAAAACUAACGGAGAUCUUUUUUGGAAUAUAUUAUUCUGUUUUAAUGUCACGUUAAUUCUUUCGAUAUUCGUUGAAAUGGUUUUUCUUUCCUACUUUUCACAUUUUCAACUGAGGCAGACAACUUCAGUGAAUUGUGUGAUGUUUUUAGCUCUAACAGCGAAUAUAUCUGUAAUACUGUACAUAUAUUUCGUGAGGGAUACAUUUGAGCUGAUUAAGAAAAUCAGCGCUGAUAAUAACCUCGUAGCAUGCAUAGAAAGGAACAGUACAAUCAUUGUUCUUCUACAUAAAUCAAGUCUUUUUCUUGGUCCAGCAUUUGCUGAAUAUGCCCUUCUAUCAAUUACAAUUCUUCUUGAAAUAUGGUCACCGAUACAGUCGACACAUUCUGAGAGCGAAUCACGUGACAAUGACCCGGGGGAUUCCGAACACACAACUAUGGUAAAUGAGACUAACCAAGUUGACUCCGAACGGUUACCUCUCAUUCCCUCUAGCGAUGAUACACAGCCCGGGAGCGGGCAGGCCGAAAUCGGGACCUAUCAACCAGACAAUGAUGGUAGACGUAAGAUGCCAUACCAGUCAUGUAGUCCCAUGUCCGAAAUCGAGGUUAAUCAACAAGCCAAUAGCAGUAGACAGAAGGUAUCACAUAUUUUUACACUGGCUGGAAGUUUAAUAACAGGACUUGGACUUGUCAUAUGUUAUAUCACUCAGGCAAUGGAUAUAGGAAAUUUAGACAAAAUCCGUUACGCCACAGAAAUGUAUGAGCUUGCUUUAACAGUUAUAAUGACACUUGUGCUCUUUAUUGGUUUCUUUUGUUUAAUUAAUGAUUGUGUUCCUGAUAAAACAGCGAAACCGCUACGGCCAUGCGAUUACGUCUAUUUGCUGUCAGCAUUCGGCGUUUUUAUGUUUCAUUUUUACGAGAUAUUAGGCGGUGAUAUUUUACCCGAUUCAGCCACUAGUAUUUUUUUUUAUAAAAGCAUCCUAAGUUUAUUCCAGGAUUACCUACAGGUUGUUUUUCUAUUGCAGGCAAAUCGUUGUCAGAAAGGUCGAUCCAAGGUCGAUUUACUGGAAUCGGUCCUGAUAUUUACAAUGAUCAUGAAUGUAGUUUUUUGGUUUACCUAUAGUUUCCUGAUAGCUGAAUUUCCAAGUACCCGCAUAUUAGAAAAUGCUCAUUUUUCUAAAGAAUUAUUGGAUCAAGUAUAUGGGUUUUUAUUGUCCGUAGCCGUGUUCUUUCGAUUCACUUCUUUUUUAGAAUACUACGCAACCUUUGGGAAGUAUAACUCCUAGAACACUCCAUGUAAAUAAAAUUAGAAUUGUCCAAGGAUACACAUAUAAUGUUCUUGUUCAUAUUUUGGCAUUGUUUCAUCGAUUUUCAGCUUGAAAUAUGUAGGUAAUGCUACUGUGAAAGAUGUAAUUGUCGUGUUAACGAAUCUCUUUUAAUUCUAUUUUAUCAAAUUGGCAUCUCUCUGUUUGUUUUAACCCUAUCACACGUUGAAAAUUGUCAAAGUAUCAGUUGAACUUGAUUAAAUCUUUUAGUUACUGCCACAGACACAAACGCCUUUCUUGGUUUUACUUAUGGAGAAAUGUAAGAUCCUAAAUGUGUAUGAUUCAUACGGUUUAAUACAAUAGAUCAGCUUGUAUAUGACAUAAGACAUUUAAUUGAUCGUCAAAUUCAUAUUGUCUGUAGAAUGACAUACAUUUGUUAAAAAUAGUACGUUGUUGCAUCAUAUCACAUAUGCUUUUGUCGAAAUCACAUUUAGAGAUUUAUAUAUUUGGAAAUGAAUGAAAGAAAAUUGUCGAACUUUAAAACUAUAGUUAACGCCACCAGAAAUGUAGUUUAUAGCUUGUGUUGUGUACCAUGGGAUUGUCUCUCUUAUCGAAUGCAUCAUGUAUAGAUGUAUGUUACCCAUUUUAAUCCUCAUUUUACUGAUUUUUUGCACAGUAUAUAGACAGACUGAUGUGUCUUUUACUUCCUAUAUAUAUAGAAUUCAUCAUAUUUAUUCCUCGUAGGUCCGCUAAAAUGUAGGGUAUUGAUAAAACAAUAGUAUAUCAAUUGACAUAUUUUCACACUUUUGUUUUGAUCUUGUUAUGUGACCCGU
This is a messenger RNA of Ylistrum balloti, 2599 nucleotides long. RefSeq lists its product as uncharacterized. NCBI's taxonomy places the organism in Eukaryota, Metazoa, Mollusca, Bivalvia, Pectinida, Pectinidae. The record is from RefSeq and is a predicted model, not a curated record. Bases 90 to 1787 code for a protein of 565 amino acids. Gene Ontology annotation, biological process: proton transmembrane transport. Gene Ontology annotation, cellular component: membrane. Gene Ontology annotation, molecular function: proton channel activity. The transcript has 2 exons.